This is a messenger RNA of Stegastes partitus (bicolor damselfish), 2831 nucleotides long. It is a transcript of the gene tmprss6, whose product is annotated as transmembrane serine protease 6. Gene Ontology annotation, molecular function: protein binding; serine-type endopeptidase activity. Bases 1 to 2451 code for a protein of 816 amino acids. Lineage: Eukaryota; Metazoa; Chordata; Actinopteri; Pomacentridae. Gene Ontology annotation, biological process: proteolysis. The transcript is spliced from 18 exons. The record is from RefSeq and is a predicted model, not a curated record.
AUGCCGAGUGAUGCAAUGGCGCUCGGACACGGCUCAAAGAAGUCAAUUUCAUGUGACCAGGGGGUCACUCCAGCCUCUCUGAACAAUGAGAUAGCAGCUGCCACUCAAGCUGUGGCUCCAGCAGCCAGGAAGACUCGGUCCUACAAGUGUCUCCUUGCCUUCCUCAUCAUAUUCAUCCUCAUCUUUAUAGUUGCAGGAGCCGUGCUGGCCUGGUAUUUUCUGGAGUACAGGGUUUGGGUAUUAGAGGCUCGAGUGGAGCAGCAGUACACGGCCUACCUAACCAUCCUCAACAGGAACUUCUCUGCACAUCUGUCCUCCCACAACAGCCCUGCAUUCAAGAAAGAAGCCAAGGGAGUGCAGAACAUGGUAGAGAAGAUAAUGAAAGGGUCGAGACUUUCUCGAUACUUUAACUACACCACCGUCUUCGCCUUUGGGGAGGGAAGUGUUGUAGCUCACUUCUGGAUAGUGCUGUCUAUACCCAGCAGCCAUGUUGGAAGAAUCACGCUGGAGAAGGUCACCGGGAGCCUGGAGGAGGGCCUGCGGGGCCACAGCGGCUCAAAGGUGGAAGAGACGGCCUGCUUUGAUGGAUACCUCUUCCACCUCCCCACGCUAUCUGUCAGUGAAACCGACUCCAAAGUUAUAGAGCUUUUGAAAGCCUCAUUUGACUGUUACCGCUACCAGAAGGUGGUGUCCAGCAGCCCCGUGGCCCUCCAUGGCCCCGACACGCAGCGCUCCUCCUGCCUGUGGCACCUCCAGGCUGCCCCCGGGGCCCAGCUGGAGCUCCACAUGGAGUGGCUGCUGCCGGAGUGCCGGGACCGUCUGGUGGUGUACAACUCCCUCACGCCCUCCGAUAACCAGCUCAUCACGUCCGUUUAUGGCUGCAGCAGACAUGAGCAUGUGGUGCGCGUCCUGUCAUCAGGAGAGUGGAUGACGGUGGUUUGGAAACAGGGUCUCUACAACUACAAGGACCCCUUUUCUUUGUCUGCACAGGCCUGGGAUCACCAAGACUGUAACUCCAGCAUACAGCUGAAGGCAGUGUCGGGGGUUCAGGGAACACUAAGGACACCUUUCUUUCCCAGCUACUACCCUCCAAACACCAACUGUUCCUGGAACUUUACUAUGCCCAGUGCAGGGAUGGGCUUGUCCCUGGAGUUUGAGGGCUAUGAGCUGAGCAGAGCCAGCUACAACCAGGCCUGUACCCAGGGACAGUGGAUUAUCCAGAACCGCAGACUGUGUGGCACCAGAAGUCUGCAGCCCUACAACGAACGCCUCUUCCUGCUCUCUACGACGGCCACAGUCGUCAUGACGUCCGAGGUGUCGCUCACGGGGCCGGGCCUCCAGCUGCACUACAGCGUCUUCAACCUGUCAGAUCCUUGCCCCGGCCGGUUCUUGUGCACCGUGAACGGCCUCUGCGUUCCCGUCUGUGAUGGAAUCAAGGACUGUCCCAAUGGACUUGACGAGAGGAACUGCGUGUGUGCAGCACAGUACAAGUGCCCGGAGGACAGCCAGUGUGUGGACUACUACAAAGUGUGCGACCAACACCCGGACUGCCCUGAAGCCACAGACGAGAUGAACUGCACUGAUGGUGUGCAGUGUACAGAUCUGACCUAUGUGUGUGCCGAUGGGACGUGUCUGAAGAAGCCGAACCCUGAGUGUGACUCUGUUACUGACUGUCCUGAUGCUUCAGAUGAGAAACAGUGUGACUGCGGCCUGAGGCAGUUUUCCAGCCGCAUCGUCGGCGGCACCAACGCCUCUGAGGGGGAGUGGCCGUGGCAGGCCAGCCUGCAGGUGCGGGGCAUCCACAUCUGUGGCGGUGCGCUGAUCUCCAGUCAGUGGGUCGUGUCUGCCGCCCACUGUUUCUAUGACGACCGCCUCUACUCCCCCUCACUGUGGACCGUCUACUUGGGUAAACUCCUGCUCAACCGCAGCAGUCCCACAGAGGAGGUGGCGCGAGUUCAACGCAUCCAUCUUCACCACUACUACGACUACGAGUCCCACGACUACGACCUGGCCCUGCUGAAGCUGGAUCGGCCUGCCUCUGUGCUGCUGGCUGGACAUGCUCGACCUGCCUGCCUGCCCCCGCCCACCCACCAGCUGGAGCCAGGCCUGCUCUGCUGGGUCACCGGCUGGGGGGCGCUCCGCGAAGGAGGCGCUGCCAGUAAUUUGCUCCAGAAGGUGGAUGUUCGUCUGGUCAGCGAGGAGGCCUGUGUUCGUUCCUAUGGCCACCUGGUCACUCCCAGAAUGCUUUGUGCUGGUUAUCGCAGUGGAGAAAAAGAUGCCUGUCAGGGAGACUCAGGUGGUCCGUUGGUUUGUCAGGAGCCGUCGGGUCGCUGGUUCCUGGCCGGGGUGGUGAGCUGGGGCAAAGGCUGCGGGCGCCCAGACUACUACGGCGUCUACACUCGCAUCACCAGGCUCACAGACUGGAUCAAGCAGGUCAUCGGCAGCCCCUGAGUCACUGAGAAUCUUCAUCAUCCUCACAUCAAUACCUUCAUAACCCUAAGCUGGUUGCAAAUUAAAACAAUGACAGCUGGUGCCUGCACAGAUCGCCUCUCAUCCGAGCGGCACAAUGGCGAAAUGUGAAAGGCUUUAAAAAACCUCUUUUAUGUGACGCCUCUCAGGACAGAUAUGAUGAAGUGUUCAUCCGUUGUUUCCAGCGUGCGGUAAAAAGAAACGCGCCAAAUGGCAAAAAUGAAAUAAAAAAAAUGGAAUGUAAUGGACAGUGCGUAAACAAAUUGAAGUACUUUGUAAAUCAUCCCUUGGGUGAUCAUUCACCGUAUUACAGACAGAAUGUUUGUCAUUUGAGAAAUAUAACAAUUAAAGCUUGAAGGCAU